Messenger RNA from Notodromas monacha, 369 nucleotides. The record is from the annotation of a GenBank genome assembly. NCBI's taxonomy places the organism in Eukaryota, Metazoa, Arthropoda, Ostracoda, Podocopida, Cyprididae.
AUGGGCCAUUUUAUUGAAGUUCAGGUCUCGGAUGGAGCUCUUUACCGCACGAAGAUUCACUGUUACUUCUUGGACCAAACCCGAGUCGUUCGUCCGUUACACAAGGAGAAGAAUUACCACAUAUUUUACCAAAUGCUCGCCGGACUGACGCCAGACGAACGAGCCAAAUUGAACCUUGAGGGUUACUCGGUGCAUAAUCUGCGAUACCUGAAUUGUGGAGACGUGAGUCAAGAUAAAAACGAAGACCGACGCAGAUUCGAGGCGUGGAAAACUUGUCUGGGCCCGAACGAGCAGAGAAGCCCUGGCGAAAGCUUUGUAUUGUCGUUGACACCGCUGCUAACACUCUGCACGGUUAUCGAACUUCUCUGA